Olea europaea var. sylvestris is the source of this 639-nucleotide messenger RNA. RefSeq lists its product as uncharacterized. The coding region runs from base 38 to 454 and encodes 138 amino acids. Gene Ontology annotation, biological process: plant-type secondary cell wall biogenesis. NCBI's taxonomy places the organism in Eukaryota, Viridiplantae, Streptophyta, Magnoliopsida, Lamiales, Oleaceae. The record is from RefSeq and is a predicted model, not a curated record. The transcript has a single exon.
ACAAUCAACCCUCAUCUUCAAAAAACCCAACUCAAAAAUGGCAUCGCCAGUUAACUCACGCCAUUUCCCUGCCCCACCGCCUCCUUCCUCCUCAGACAACAGCACCACCGUAAUCAUAGUAGUGUUCAUCUCAUUCGGCUGCCUUUUCUUCGUCGCGUUCUGCCUAUUCGCCCUGUGGUGCUUUGUUUCCAAAAGGCGCAACAGAAAGAAGACUGUACAAGAAACCGAUCUCAUACACGCCAACGAACACCGCAGAAUCAAGGAGGCAAUUGUAGAAGGGCCGCAUGGGCCACACGCUGUGGUUUUAUCAGUAGAAGAUGAUAAGCAUUUUGAUGAAAAAAUUAUCAAGAAUGAGAAGCUGGGGAAAAACAUGCAUGCAGAAUCUUCAGAAAUUGUUGCUUCGAGGGAUAUUGAAUCAGGAGAAUCCUCUUCUAAUUCCAAUCAGAAGGCUUGAAUGCUCAAGUCUUUUAUCUGUUAAUGAUCUUCAGAGACAGGAAAGAUUGGUAAACGUGAGGAUCUUUUCAGAAUUAAGUUAUAUUAAUGAUGAAAUAAAAAAUGUUUGAGUAAUUGUUGUGUAAUAAUUAUAUUCAAAUGUCACUGUAAUUCUUUUCAAUAAGAUUUAACAGAAGAAUUAUUAGA